GGAGUUUUCCAGUUAAGUUCCAGUAAAGUUCGCGUGAAAUGCGAACUUAGCGCUGUAGUGCACAACUAUUCGCCGACUUGAAUGAUAGGGAUGCGCAAUGGGUGGAAGAGCGCGCUGGCCACAGCCUUGUCGAUUACAAGACAUCAGCGAUGCUUGCCUACUGGAGCCACAUUGGCGCGCUUCUUGUCCACCGAGGCGGCGGCGCUGGAGACGCCGCAGCUGCAGCGCAAGUGCGUCGCGUAUCGUUUGGGCAGCGUCGAAUACGAGACCGCAUGGGACUGGCAGAAACAACUCAUCCAGCAGCGUGUUCUGGCCAUUCGCGCCGGCCAAUCGGUGGAGAAGGAUGUGGUUCUUAUUCUGGAACACCCGGAUGUAUACACACUGGGUCGUGGAGGCACCAUGGAGAACGUCAAGUUUGAUCCGGAAAAGGAGCAUGUCAAGCUGGUUCGCGUAGAUCGCGGCGGUGAAGUUACGUACCAUGGCCCCGGACAGGUUGUGGUAUACCCGAUACUGGAUCUGACGCAACACAAGAAAGACCUGCAUUGGUACCUCCGCCAGGUGGAGGAGGUGGUGAUUCGCACACUGGCCAAGUUUGACAUUCAGGGUGAGCGCGUGGACGGACUAACGGGUGUGUGGGUGGAGGAGAAGCAGGGAUAUGAGGAUGGAGAGCAUCGCAAGGGGAACUACGAGCGUGAAAUGCGCAAGAUCUGUGCGGUAGGUACGCAUGCGAGUCGCUGGGUGACCAUGCACGGCUUCGCUCUUAACGUUACGACGGAUCUGCGCGGGUUCGAUCGUAUUAUUCCGUGUGGUAUUGACGACCGCGCUGUCACGAGUAUCGAGCGCAUUCGUCCAGAUGCGACCAUUAAGGAUGUACAGGAUGCUGCAAGUGAGGCCAUCAGCGAGGUCUUCCACCUCGAUAUGGAAGAUGUUGAGGCCAAGACGCCGCUGUAGAGUGCAUAUACCUGUAUUUUGAUGCUGUUUCCCUUUUGAUCUAUUCGACGCGAGAUACUUGAUGCAGCUGGUCGAGUGUGAAGGCGACGAUGCUGUCGACUGUUGCAAGGCCUCCGUUGCCUGUGUGAAGCACAUUAAGGUCAGGAGGUUUGCAGUAAAUGUGAAUAGAGAACCAAGUGAACUUCGUUCGUACCAACAACUCCGCAGGCCAAUUUCUUCUCGAUUGGAGGAACCAUCUUGUACCCAAACUCGUCCAGCACUCGAAUCUGUUGUGCAGUGAUCGGGUGGUUCCACAUGUCCGUGUUCAUGGCAGGAGCGUAGAUGAAAGGCUUGGUCAUGAUCCACGCCCGAGCGACGCAGGUCUGUCCAUGUAAUACCACAAACAUCACGUCAAAAAUGCACCCAAUAACGAGCUCAAGAACGUACGAGGAGGUUGUCAGCCAAGCCAUUCGCGAGCUUCGCUAGCGUGUUCGCCGACAUUGGUGCCAGUAGCAUCACAUCUGCCCAGUCCUUCAGCUGCAGCAAAGUUAAACGCGCACACAGAGCGAUAGGGGUUCGCGCGUUAGUGUAAUUAUCACCGCCACUUCGCUCCCGACGCACCUCAAUGUGGCGCACGCUGUCCCCUACGACGUUCCAUCCCUCCCAUUCGUCUUCGUCUCGAACGACAACAAUUCUGCCUUUACCACCACCAGACAAUUGCGUUGCUGCAUGGAACUCCUCCCAGGCCGCUUCGUUGUAGUCCUUGGCACGUUGAAGAAAGAAAUCCGCCGACUUGGUGAGCACCACACACACCUGCUCUUAACACAACAACUUCAGCAUCGGAGGAGCAACUUUCCACUCUUUAAAGCCACCUCUGCCGUCUCCGAUAGCCGCACAGCGAUCUCCGGCACCUUGACUGUCGCCACGCUGCCGCUCGCGCACAGCAGCACACAAGGCCGCAUAUCCUCCGUAUCAGAAUAAACUUAUUAUAUUACUAAA
This is a messenger RNA of Phytophthora nicotianae INRA-310, 1929 nucleotides long. Its product is annotated as lipoyl(octanoyl) transferase. The transcript has a single exon. The record is from RefSeq and is a predicted model, not a curated record. Gene Ontology annotation, biological process: protein lipoylation. Lineage: Eukaryota; Oomycota; Peronosporomycetes; Peronosporales; Peronosporaceae. Bases 82 to 951 code for a protein of 289 amino acids. Gene Ontology annotation, molecular function: lipoyl(octanoyl) transferase activity. Gene Ontology annotation, cellular component: mitochondrion.